UUAGGUCGUGCGUACUCUGGGUUUGUUGAGAGGUGCAGUGUGUAAAAAUGGUUAGAUUAUCACUAAAUUGUACCAAAAAUAUUAUGGAUCGACGAUAUUUCGAAGAUGGCAUACGAACAGUUGAUUUUGUACUCGCAUUUAACAGCGAUGAUUAUAAGGUGGAAAAUUUGAAGAAGAGGAAAAUAUUCGAAAGCAAUCUUGAGAACGAAGGUCUUCAUUUAGAGCAUGAUAGAAGCCAGCACAUAUAUUUUGUUAAAAUUCAUGCCCCCAGGGAAGUUCUGUACCGUUAUGCGGAAAUACUAAAAAUUAAAUUGCCAAUGAAACCGGUUCCUGGAGAGCAGAAAAUAUUUGAAGAGGAAUGUAAAUUAAACAACGACACAUUUUUAGAAAAAAUAUUUACUUUCGUGAGAAUUCCAAGUGAUAAAUUUGAAGCUAAGACUAAAUGUAUUCAUGCAGAAUUUCAAAGGAAAUACAUCACUUUAUUUGAUUGUGAGCGUCCAAACUUUUUCGAUUCUGGCACACGCAUUUAUAUAAUUAAUUUUAUGUUAGAACGACAACAUUUUGUUGGGGGUAAAGAAACUCCUAAUAAUUUAGGAAUAGAAAAACUUUUAGCCGAUGGAGUCUAUGGUUGGGCAUACACUCUACAUGAUGAAGACGAACGAAAAUUAUUACUGAGCCAAUGGGCUACAUUAAGGAAAUGGAUAUAUUUACAGCCCUUGGAUGCUAUAAAGGAUUAUUUUGGUGCAAAAGUGGCCAUUUACUUUGCAUGGCUUGGUUUUUAUGCUCACAUGUUGAUACCACUCAGUAUUUUGGGCAUUCUAUUCUUUGCAUAUGGAUUUAUGACAUGGAACUCAGAUCCGAUAAGCAAACAAAUUUGUGACAUGAAUGAAACAACGUUAAUGUGCCCCCAAUGUGAUAGUAAAUGCGAUUAUUGGGAUCUUAGAAAGGCCUGCCAUGCUUCGCAGUUCAAUUAUUUAAUCGAUAACAAUAUGACGGUUGUAUUCGCCUUUAUGAUGUCCAUGUGGGCUGUUACAUACUUGGAACUGUGGAAACGUUACUCUGCCAUACUAGUACAUCGCUGGGGCUUAACCGGUUACUCUUUGGAAGUGGAACAUCCUCGCCCUCAGUAUUUGAAAAAACUGAAAAAAGAUCGUAAAAUAGCCAAAAAACUCGAAAUGAUGGAUGAGGAAAGUUUGUCUAAUUUCGAAAUGCCUUUUUGGAGAACUCAAUUCAUUCCGAGCCUCACCAGCUACAGUCUCAUGCUUCUUUCAGUUAGCAUCUCCUUGAUAGCCAUAUUUUCCAUGGUUGUAUAUCGUAUGGCCCAAAUGGCCUCCCACACAAUUUUUGGUGAUGCAAAUUCAAUGGCUGCUAAAAUUAUGGCUAUGCCUGCAACAGCGGGUAUGAUUGACUUAACCAUCAUCACUCUGCUCCACUAUGCCUACACCUAUUUGGCCCGGAUACUAACAAAUUGGGAGUAUUGCCGAACCCAGACGGAAUAUGAUGACAGUUUGACUACAAAAAUCUAUAUUUUCCAAUUCGUGAAUUACUAUUCUUCGCUCUUCUAUAUAGCAUUUCUUAAAGGCAAAUAUGUUGGUUAUCCCAAGGAAUAUAAUCGAAUAUUUAAUCUUCGCCAACAAGAAUGUAAUCCUGGUGGUUGUUUGAUGGAAUUGUGCUUGCAAUUGGCCAUCAUAAUGGUUGGUAAACAGGUCCUAAAUGCCAUAAUUGAAAAUCUAUUUCCAUAUAUAAUGAAGAGUAUUAAGAAAUGCUAUGGGAAAAAAAUGCAAACGAAAUUGGAAAAGCGGAAUCAGUGGAGUGAGGAUUAUCAUUUGCAACCUUGGAGUUCCUCUCUAAUGUUUGGCGAGUAUUUAGAAAUGGUUAUCCAAUAUGGUUUUGUUACCCUGUUUGGACUUGCAUUUCCUCUGGCUCCACUUUUUGCUUUGAUUAACAAUAUCGUAGAAGUAAGAACAGAUGCAUUUAAGAUGUUGAAACAUAUUAGAAGACCUAUUGCCCAGCGAGCCCAUGACAUUGGCGUAUGGUACAACAUAAUGGCUAUUGUCACUAGAAUUGCUGUUACCUCUUGUGCCAUUAUCAUAGCCUUCUCUACAAAUCUUAUACCAAAAUUGGUUUAUUUAAUUCACACGGGCGAUACCGAUCUGACAGAGUAUCUCAAUUUCACCUUGGCUUAUUUUGAUACAAAAGAUUUCGAAAUACAACCAACAUUAGGAGACAGAUCUAAAUAUAUCAAUGUGACCUUCUGCCGCUACGCAGACUUCAGAAAUCCACCUGGCCAUUCUGAACCGUACGAGAGACCCUCGGUAUACUGGAAAAUAUUACUGGCUCGUGUAGUGUUCAUUGUAUUAUUUCAGAAUAUCACCGGCGCUAUUCAGACAGUGAUUGCCUGGGCAAUACCCGAUGUUCCCAAGAAAUUAGUUAAACGUAUUGCCAGUGAAAACUUUUUGUUACGUGAAUACAUUAUAGAAUAUGAGAAGAAGCAAGCACAGGAGGAAGCCGUUGAUGCAACCACUAAUGAUAUAGCCACUUGGAUAAAUGAAGUUGAUGGAGAUGAUGAGAGUCUUUCCCUUAGAUCUAGCAAAGACGAAGGAAGCGAAGAAUUGUGUGACACAACUUCAUUAUAACAAUGUCCUAAUAUAUAUUUACAUAUGAUUAUAAGUUUAUAUAGACUAAAUAAUUUUGAGUUUUUUCCUAUCUAUUAUAUAAUAUCUAGUGUUCCUUCUUAAUUGUGUUUUAAUGGCAAAUCAAAUGUGCAAUAUCCUUGUGGUCAGGAAUCAA
Molecule: messenger RNA, 2790 nt
Organism: Stomoxys calcitrans (stable fly)
Lineage: Eukaryota; Metazoa; Arthropoda; Insecta; Diptera; Muscidae
Product: anoctamin-1
Exons: 11
Coding region: 48-2636 (862 amino acids)
Biological process (GO): chloride transmembrane transport
Cellular component (GO): plasma membrane
Molecular function (GO): protein dimerization activity; chloride channel activity
Source: RefSeq, a predicted model, not a curated record